Spirometra erinaceieuropaei is the source of this 12507-nucleotide messenger RNA. The record is from the annotation of a GenBank genome assembly. NCBI's taxonomy places the organism in Eukaryota, Metazoa, Platyhelminthes, Cestoda, Diphyllobothriidea, Diphyllobothriidae.
AUGCGAUCGGCCACAGCACGCUUUGAGCUCAGCCGAGCAGUGGGGAAGGGAGGUACGACCGAACUACUAGGAGACAGUGAAUACUGAGGGUUCCGCCGUGAGCGUCGACAGACCGCAUGAGGUCGGAAUGCGGGAGAUGACAUCAAAAACCGCGAAAAUUGUCGCUAUGGGGGAGGAGUGAUAGCAGUAGAUUUAGAAACCAAUUCAAAACAGGGGUUUCUAAUGAUAUAAUUAAGAGUUACCACUUAUUCUACCACUAAAUCCCAGGAGGCCCCUUCUCGAAGUCAAGAAUCUGAGUGUUCGGGAAUGAGACCGUUAACAGUGCCUUUAUGCUUUCCGGUGUCAGAUGGUUGCGUAAUUUCGACUUGAAUACCAGUAACUUAGGCGAUAAUCUAAUUUCAGGCGGAAGAUUAUUCCAAAGGAAGGCAUAUUUGGAAGCAAAGAAGAGGGAGCGCUUAGAUGUAGUACAAAGAGGCGGCGGAAUCACCAUGCAGGAGUUGCGCGUGGCAUAAGACCGAUCUCUCGGAGUGAGAGUGUCAAUGUGCGGAAGACUGGAGCUAGAGUUGAUGCGAAAAAGGAAGCAAAGGCCAGCUUCGAGUCUUCUAACCCACAAAAAGUUAAUGUUUGUCAGCUGACAUCUCUGAGUAUAAGAAAUACUGGACGAAGCUUGAGAGAACAGUUUCCGGGUGAAAACCCUCUGAACAUUUUCGAUUUUAUUACGGUCGCAGGCAUUCAUUAAACCCAAGAAAGGACAGCAGUAUUCGAGGACUGCAAUUCAUUCUCCUCAGAACAAACAUUUGAUAAAGUCUUAGUUUCAUUUCCGGAAGCAAAAAAUUAUGCGAUAUGAAUCCACAUAUCUGCGCGGCUUUGGCAGAGAUUUUAUCUGCAUGAGGUGAUAAAGCAAGCUUAUUUGUAUAACUUACACCUAGGUCCUUUAUGGUGGGGCAUUCUGAGAGUUGGUUAUUCUGAAAAAUUAUGGGACCAGGAAGUUUGGUAGGACCAAAAGACAUGAAACUACACUUGGAUGAUGAAAACUCCAUCUGCCAUGUCGAACCCCAUCUGCUUAAGCGUAGUAAAUCGGCAUUAAUUUUUUCAACACAAACAUUUGCGGUGUCCUUAGAAUAUGAGUAAACACACUUGAGGUCAUCGGCAUAAGUAACAGUUUGCGAAUUUCCGAGUUCAGUCGAAAUAUCAUUGAUGUACAGAAGGAAGAGUAGCGGACCCAGAACCGUGCCUUGAAGUAUGCCACUCGUGCUCGAGUGGGGUGUCAAGUAGCUAUCACCGACCAUGACUUUCUGAAAUCGGUUGGACAGAUAGGACCUGAUGAAGUCGAGUAGAGGCGGUCGGAUGCCGAGAGCUUCCAAUUUUACUAAAAGACGUCUAUGGGGCACCUUGUCAAAGGCUUUGCUAAGAGCAAAGUUACUAACUACCACUGACUGCCGCUCAUUACGAAGAGAAGUGAUUAGAUUAAGAAAAGCCAAGUGACAUGUUUCGCAGGAUCGUUCAGGUAAAAAUCCAUGCUGACUAGAGCUCAGAAGCCGAUUAGCUAGGCAGAAGUCAAGAAUUUCAUUGAAAAUAAUCCUUUCGAGAAGCUUUGCUAGAGACGGCGUUUUGUGCACGCCCCGAUAGUUAUUAACAUCGGACCGAGAUCCUGACUUGAAGACGGGAAUGUUAAUUGACGUUUUCCAUGUUUGAGGAAAGAAUCCUUUUGAAAUAUAAACCGAGAAUAAAUGACUAAGCAAUAUGGGAAGGUCGGACGCUUGCUUAAUAAUGGAAUUCGGAAUCCCGUCCGUUUCUGUGCAGUGUGAGUAUUUCAAACGGCUUAUGUGUUUCUUAAUGAGAUCUGAGGAGACAUCAAUUGUACUAAGUGUUCUGUCUGAAAGUGGUCGAAAGAAAGGGACCGGAUCGGGCUCGGUAGCAAGGUGUUUUGCAAAGAAAGCACUAAACAACUCCGCCUUGUCAGUGUCAUCGGUGAGGAAGACUUUGUUAUCAUUUAGCAGGGGUGUUCACAGGGCAGGUUGCCGUAAGUUGGCUGUUUGCUUGCGACAGAGAUAAGCGUCCGUUCACAGAGAAUAGAUAGAUAGAUAGAUAAUUUUUAUUAAAGACCCGUCGGGGUCCCAUCAAAGCAAGUUAAAAUAAAUUUGCAUGCGAGUUUUAGACGAGGUAGGCUGAAUCUUUACAAAAUGCAAUUCAUAGUUUCUGAAUUAGAAGUCCAUUGAGAAACAUGAAGAUUGAGGGGUGAAAAAAAACUCCUCGGAAAAAGUUAAAAAUGAUUGGAUUAAUUUUACAGGAGAAAAAACCCCUCUUUAAAAAUAAUAACAGAAAAGUCAGUCGCGGUGGCUUGUUUGCGGGGGUGACUUGCUGAGUACGGAUCAUGAGAUUGAACGAGAUAAUGGAGGAUUAGGGGUUCGCAUAAUCACCGGGGCUCAUGGUUUUCAAGCCAGGUAGUGCGACGCGCGUGAUGUGAUAGUAGUUUGUCAGGGCUACCGGGGGUCACUGCAGCUUGACAGGACGGGUCCCAGUUCUAGCCGUCAGCGGUGGUUGUGUGUCAACGGCCUGUCAACGAUUGUCGCGGUCAUCGACCGACAAAAGGGAGCCGGAGAAAAGGGGGGGCUGAAGCGGCCGCUACAUAGUGCAAUAAUGACAAAAGUUUUCAAUAGUACGGGAAGAUAUCAUUUUUGAGAAAGACUGAAGAGAGUUUUGUAUGCAGAGGAGGAAAAUCUCUUGGCUGUUUAAUAAAAGAGUUCGGGAUGCUCUUAGUUCCUUCUGAGUGCGAGCUAGUAAGCUGGCUUCUCAGUUUCUGAAUAUUUGCAGGAGCAACAUUUAUGGUCGUGAGGGAAGCAUCAGUUAAGUAUAUUUAAGGAAACUUUAGGCAUUCGCUAUGGGAUAUAUUUUUCCUCAAAGUAAUAAUUAGCUGGAACGUGGUAAUUAAAAAGUAUCGAAGAGCUUGAUCGGUUGUUAUUGCUUAUCCUACGCCCAAGUAAUUGCUUACGACCUCUAUUCUCAGUGGCUAUCUAGGUACUAAUAUCCGUGUAAACCUGUAUGUCCUCACCCAAUCCAGACAUCACUGUAAUUAUGUAUUCAAAAAAUAUUCGCAUGACAACAGUGCCUGCCGUACUCCCGAUUAAUGCUUCCAAUUCGUCCUAUCCGCAAAUGUAAAGACAUGUACAGUUUCCCCGCCAACACAUGAGACUGCUUGCACACUCCAACGGCUGGUUGUUUUGCUGUCGCCUUUUUGUUUCUCAGCCCAUGCCGAAGCCAAACAGUGUGCCACUGUAAAGUUACAUCGAACUAUAGCGAAGCUCAUUUUUAGCCUUCAGAAACUUUAAUCCCUUAACUUAUUUUUUCGGCAACAAAGAUAACCGUACUUUGUGCGUCCGUCAACCCUGUUUUUCAUUAUCUACUUCUUUAAUUUCUGUUAAGUGCGUCAGCACUUGGCUUGUGAUAAACAUUCUGCGUAAUCUUUGCAAUAAAAUGUUAAACUAUUCAGGAGUAUGCAGGCCCGCAUUCGAAUUUGGGUGCUUUUAAUUGCAUUGCCUAAGAAGAAUAUUUGUGACCGUGAGCGACUACUCCCUUCAUGAGUUACCUACCCGAACAUCCACUGCACUGUUGGGAUUUAUUACGAUCGAUUCCAUAUUCUGUACGCGGGCCUCAGUUCCAUCUAGGAUCCGGUUUGCCACUAUAACACGAGCCGACCUUGAGCGGGCUAUCAGUGGCGCGCUCUGGUUGGUUUGCGCGAUCGUAUUUCUUGCAAUGACAAUUGGCUGAAACUCGAAGUGUGGAGGCGUGAAAAUACAAAGUGACGGCGUUGAAGCGAUAUAUUAGUCUGCAAAUCGCACACUCUAUUAUAGUUCGAGAAUAUUAUUCUACGAAAAUCGCGGCCCCACUUGCGUGCGAAACGCAAACCCGUUUAAAUGCCAAUCCAUCCCUUCUCGGCGCCGACUGCUCUUUUUCACCCCAGGCGUCGUCAAUGACUUCCUCCUCGGCAGUAUGAAGUUACUGUCUUUUUAUUGGCUUUACUCAGUUUUUUGCGCCGGCGUUAUAUGUAUAGAAGACUCUUUAGAUCUUCAUCUAUUAAAGGAACGCGUAAAGCGCAUAUUCUACCACUCCUAUGAUAACUAUCUCCAACACGCCUACCCUUAUGAUGAAUUGCGGCCGUUGACUUGUGAUGGACAGGAUACCUGGGGGAGCUUUUCGUUGACACUUGUCGAUUCUUUGGACACGCUUGUGGUGUUGGGCAACUACACUGAAUUUAGGCGCGCUGUCGAACUGCUUUUGAAAAAUUUGGAUCCGAACAAAAAUGUCAACGUGUCAGUUUUCGAGACUAAUAUAAGAGGUACGAUCCAUUAUUGCUCACCGCCAAGGUUUCAGUUGUUGGUGGCCUCUUAUCUGCCCAUCUUCUCGCUAAGAAGGCUGGAAUGGAUACAGAGCCUGGAUGGCCGUGUCAUGGAAGGCUGCUGGACCUUGCAGAACGCUUCGCUAGUAGAAUACUUCCCGCCUUCAAUACACCCAGUGGAAUGCCCUAUGGCACUGUUAAUUUGGCAUUGGGUGGCGUUCCUUUGCAUGAGACUCCAGUGACAUGUGUUGCUACAAUCGGUACUUGCAUACUUGAAUUUGGUGCCUUGUCAAGGCUGACAGGUAAAUAAGUAUAUCUCGCUGUCUAUGGUUUUUGGCCCUUACCAGCAAAACAACCUAAGUUCCCCACAGAACCGCCAUAAAUCGACCAAUCCACAGGUAUCAGAACUAGCGUGUGCGCACGUGCACGUUUAGGGAAUUGUCCGUCAGCAUUUGACUACGUAAUAGCAACACCAUUGGCAGGUUUCUACUUUUUGUCAUCACACAUAUCUCAUCGCCUGUCAAUGCAUCUCCCUUUAUCACUCUCCCUUCUGUACAGGUGAUCUUCGCUACGAAAAGGCGGCACUGCGAGCUCUCCGCGCUCUUUGGGCUCACCGAUCACAUCUAGGCCUCAUUGGAAAUCACAUAAACGUCCUGACGGGUGAGUGGGUUGGAAGUGAGGCCACCAUAGGAGCCGGUGUGGACUCGUAUUUUGAGUAUCUCUUGAAGGGCGCAAUUAUGUUUCGAAUGCCAGAGCUCGACGCUAUGUUCCGUGGUAAGUAUUUAUUCCUCUUUAUUGACUUUUACACUUCCACAACAUGUCUCAUGUUCAGUCACCCAUUAGCGAACGUGGUGAUACACUCAGUGCUGAGUACAAGGAUAUAUUCCUUACGUAAAAUAUGUAUGAAGGGUAUGUGUGAUACAGGGAGCGAUAAUGGAAGUGCGGAAUAGUUCCAAACUUCAUAUCGCACGCCGCCUAUGUAGUUCAGGCCACAACCAAGAAAUAGCGCCCUCGACCAUUCAUCUCUUACGAUUUUUGGGAGUUUUCUGCCUAGCAGUCUCACAAGUCGUCUGGAUUGACUGUUUUAGAUUGCCUUUCUCAGACCUUUGUUUAGAACCAAAUCACAAGGAUCGGCGGUAGGAGGACCUUUUUAAGUAACGGUCCGCAGACUCUAUUAUGAUGCCAUCCCUGGAUUUUAUGAUAUAUAUAACAAUCUGUAUACUAGACUGCCGGUUCAGCUGCGCGAUUGAUUAUUUUCCAAACGGAAGUCCGCCAACCCCGUUGUUGGCGUCCAAUAAAGGUUGUCACGUUAUCCUUCGCCCAUGGACGCACACGGUAACUAGGAUCUAGCUUAACGAUUCGGAGCGAGAUGUGGCGCUGGUUUCUAUCCCACGCAGUAUGCCCAACUUUCGGUGUUUUGAUUGUGUUUAUAAUUUCCGCUGCACCUGUCACCUUCACCCCAGUGGUAUUUCACACGCCAAGAUCGUUGUAUCCAGACAAUUUUCUAACAAACUUGGCGUCUUCAUUCGGACCUCGGUAGCAGGUUUUCGCUCCACUUGGUAACCCUUUAAGCCUCAUAUGUAAAUUGUAGUGAAGACAACUUCGGCAGCAUCGAUUUUGCUAUCUCCGUGGGCUGAUGGUUAAAUUAAGUUAACAGAACUCGGUGUGAUGUAUUUACCAGGUACUUCUUCCCAAUCUGUUCUGCAAACCAUUUGGCCAGAAAUGGCCAUUCCAGUCUCCCUUGUCUUUGUCGGUAAUACCAUUCUGCCCAUUUGAUCUUUAGCAAAAUCGGUCGUCAGCUGGAUUGUUACCUUUGGAAUGUCAGUUCUGAGGUUUAACAGUACAAAGUCGCCCAUUUUAAGAAGAGCCUUUAACGGAUUCCGUCCAUCAGUAUCAGGGUCUCAUUUCUUAUCACGGCUCUGCAUUCCCUGAUUCUUACGUAAUGUUGCCCACAAGUCUGGUAGCCUAGUUGUAGCAAGCAUAUCUGACACCCUUUAAGGACUUUUGUUUGAUUUAUAGACUCAGGAGAAGUUUCUUUCAAUUCCUUUUAGAUUACCGUCAAAUUAUACGAAAACAUAUGAAGUUCGGUUCUUGGCAUUAUAUGGUUUCAAUGAAACAAGGCAGUGUAACAAGUCCACUGUUUCAGAGUCUAGAGUCAUUUUGGCCAGGCGUUUUGGUGAGUUGGACCUUUUUCGAAGUGAAAUCCCCCAUUAACCUAUUAAUUAAAAGUUUGAUGUAGGAUUGCAGAUUUUUACUCUAUAGGUCUUAAAUAAGUGCCCUUAGCCAUGAAUCCAACUGGUUGCUUUUUAAUUUUCUCAGAAAUCAACUGCUAACUUGGAGUAAAUCAGUUUAAGCCGAGGUCUUUAGGCGCAGGCCGAAAUCUGAUGUAUGGCUAUUUGGGUCGAAGUUCAUCAGCCACAGCAGGACAACCGCGUAAUAUUAACUGCCGACAGGCGGCCACCAGUGUUUUUAGUGUUAAAAGAUACCAUAGUAGCAGCACAGGUAUUAGCUAAAAGCCCAGACACGUGUUUCGCCGAUAUUCUGCCGUUGCAUGGCACAGCUGCGAGGGAUUAGGCUCACCAAUAAGUCCCUCAGCAUUCCCCGCGUGCUUUCUGGUCGAUACUCCAGUUUAGAAGUUGUUGCUGUCUGACCUUACUCUCAAAGCUGAAAGCGCGUAUGCCAGUUCAUCCACAUUUUCAAAGUUGGUUAUUAAUGGGAACAAGGACUCAGUGGCCUGACCAUUGCGUGGCUGUUGUACUAGAGGAAUCGUCCUUAUUCCCGAUGAGUUUGAAUGGAGUCACUUGAUCAAUUGAGUCGUAGGAGUCCUCCAACGUGCAUUGCUGGAUCGCGUUUAUUUUACCAAUCCCAUCCAAUUAAUUCAGUCAUUUCAUAUACUAGCUAUGCCUACCUCUAGACUUUUAAGUCGGUCUUCUAGCCGACGAUUAGGAGAGAGAUGGUGGUCUGAGUCUGUCCAGACUUACAUGCUUUUGAGCCGAUGCCAGGCGAUUUUUGCUGUACCUCCCCCCCCCCGCCUUUUGACCAUGUGCCCAGUUAUCACACACUGUUCCGUUUUUUAAUAGUUUUCUUUCACCGUUGACUUGAAAUGUGUAAUUUUUUUGUAGGCACUCGCUGGGGAUAUUGAAGAAGCCAAAGAGUCCCUUCUGCAGUACCACCAAGUCUGGAAGAAAUACGGAUUUCUUCCGGAAAUGUACGACAUCAAUUCGGGCAAACCGGUGUCAGGCAGAGCAGCUUAUCCUCUUCGGCCAGGUUUGCACUUUUGUUUGCAAUUAUUUCGUGAAUAGAGGAACGUGUUUAAGUCCUACGUACUUGUCGGAGUAAGAGUGACACUUGUGGCGCACUAGGCUGGUAUCUCUUUUUCUGGAACGUUCACAAGCGUCCGUCGUCAGAAGUCGAAUGCAAGCGGUAUUUAUCCAACACUUUGGCCAAUCACCCUUUAGCUUUGCAAGCCUGGAUGUAGCUUUAAGGGGUUAUGUAUGUGGUUGGGAAAUCGGUACUCCUUAGUUCUAAAGUCAAAUCGGCGCACAGCUUGCCUUUCCCCCGCCAGAGCAAUUAUUUUUAGUGCUGCUAGAUAUGAGGCCUAACUCGUCUGGUGGACGCGGGUGACAAUUUCUAGUAGUAUUCUCGUAAGUGAUCCAGUUUACACCCAUGCAUGUAUGAUUCCAUGCUUCUCCCAGCCCAGCUAAUUACAUCUGUUAAACCGAAGCAUUAAUGCGCUAUUCCUCAUUGUUCGCUAGAGUCUUAUCUUUUUUCGACCUUGAGAAAUCUGUUCGUAGUAGACUCUGGUCGGUGUGCGCUUCUAAAACCUGGUUCCUCGACAGUGUGUCCAGCCCCCUAGAAGCCAUCCUUCUUAUAUAGUAUACUGGUUUACCAUGCCUUCAGUUGCUUUUCCGUCUGCGUUCAACAGGAUGGAUUCCAAGGCUUAGGUUUGCCAGUACUUAUAAAGCCAUUCCGCCGAAACCGAUCUCAGAGAGACCUAACAAUUCCCCUCCACGUCUGCGGAAGAUGUUAGUGACUGCUGUUCGAACCUCAGGGAUUUUGAACCUGGAGUUUGGUAUGGCCAGUUGGUGAUGACUACUAGACCACAAAUGGCCAUUCCAACCCCCCUUGUCUUUGCUAUUUACCUUAUUUUGCACUGGGGUAGACCCCAGUGGUGGAGCAGCUGCGCCAGGUGCGACUAUGCGCAUGUUUGUUUCCGGUACCAGCUGGUGGUCAGGGUUAUGACUGGCUGAAUGAAGGCAAACUAGCCCGAAACAGUGCUGUAUGAAUCUACCCCCCAGACUCUGUCGUCUCCCCUCUGAUAUAUAUAUAUAUAUAUAUAUAUAUAUAUAUAUAUAUAGGCAGAAUCAUAUUACCGACAAAGACAAGGGAGACUGGAAUGGCCAUUUCUGGCUUAUUAGCCGUCGACAGCCAGCCAUACCCAAGCCCGAAGUGUGGAACACCCGAGCCUCGAACUCGCGACCUGUUGGUUUAGAAGUCAACGCCUCUCCUCACCGGGCCACGAGCCCGACAUAUAUAUAUAUAUGUCUUUGUCGGCUCUAUCUCAUCUAUAUAUAUAUAUAUAGGCAGAAUGAUAUAACCGGUUAUAUCAUUCUGCCUAUAUAUCAUGCGCCGCUGUGCGGCUGCUGGUUGGGCUCGAGAGAGAGAGCCCUUAAGGCACAACGGAACGAGUGAGUUCCGUAUGAACGAUCGGUGAGCGCCCCCUACCAUAUAUAUAUAUAUAUAUAUAUUCAAGCGAAUAAUUUCAGAAAUUAAUCAGUGCAGGACUUGGAGUUAAAUCUCCGGGACAUGACUUUUAAGGGUCAGAACCGAAAUUUCAAUGAACAUUUGAGUCGAAGACAAUCAACUACUGUGGAAUAACCAUGUAAUGCCCAUUCUACAAACAAGUAGUACUACGAGUAGUAUUAAAUCCAUAUAGUAAAGGUAUUAUACCGUACUCCCGACAUAGAUUCUUGCUAAAAAGCAUCUACGUAACGGGGCCACAUUCUAGGUUUGAUAAUUUGAAAAGCAUCCUCUUCUGGUCACUGCAACACUGGUUCGGCGAGCCGUCCUGAUAUUAGCGAGCCCCUCGGGCUUCUCUUGUUGGUGGUACUUAUUAUCGAAUUGGCAAAAGCUCCUAAGGCAAAGUUUGAGUAAUUCUAUAACAUAUUGCGUUAGGAUCUAAAUAGGAUUGUUUUGUAGGCGUUGGGCUACUCUUUCGAUUGCCAAAUCGUGUGGUGCGGAAGAAAACGAGGCAACAACGCCAGAAGAUAGGAGGCAUCAAUCAGUACCUACUUUGAAGCCAUGGAUCCUGCGGAGGAAUGCAUGAGAGUUGUUAAUGCUGCAGUCUGAUCCCCGAGUAAGCUGUUUCCGAUGACUGUACAACCACUUAGCUGUAUUGUAAGUAGGUGGUCCGAUGAGAAGCACCGUAAUCCUCUGCGGUGCAUCCACUUUGUACACUUUUUGGAGGCCAUACGCAUGUGCGAUAUGGGGACCACUGGGGAUUAUCAACUUGGAGUCAUCUGGCCUGAUAACUUUCAGACGAGCGAGCUCAUCAAUCUUCUUUUCCAUGGCUGCAGCCUGCUUUUUCGUCGGGUCUUCGGUGACACGUGUCUCUCCGAUUGAUUGUCUUUGACUCGAAUGUUCAUUGAAAUUUCGGGUCUGACUCUAAAAAAUCAUGUCCCGGAGACUUAACUCCCUGUCCUGCACUGAAUAAUUGCUGAAAUCAUUCGCUUAACACACAUGUAUAUACCUCACUUCGUAUGGCUUAUGACGUACUUAUGAUCGGUAACGGCUGCGAAACAGUUGUCUGCGUCUGUUGCAUUCCUAGUGAGCUGCCCAUGUAUUAUGUACAUGCAUAGGUAGCUCGAUAUAACACACGAAACUGCUCUUAUGGUCCAUAACUCCCGCCCACCUCUGUUUACCCUCUUUAUUCAUGCACUCAAAGCUUUUGUCCUAUUUGUGAGCCAAUACGUCUGCUUUGUAGUCGGAAGUGAAUACCCUUGUCUUCCUUGUUUGCGGCGAGCCCGUGCAAAUUUGCUCAGUUUCGCUUUCAGCAUUUAUUUAUCAAGCUGUACUAUUUCCUCGGGAAAGUUAAUACGUUUAGAGUAAAUAGCGUUGCCAUGUCUGCCUGUUCUCUUCCCACAGAAUUUAUAGAAUCGGUGCUGCACCUAUACAGAGCGACUCGAGAUCCCUACUUGCUCGAGGUCGGCGUCGAUGUUCUCACCUCCAUUGAAUCCCAGGCCCGAACAGGCUGCGGGUAUGCUACGGUAAGCGCCAAGAUGUCAAUUGGUUUUCCCCUGACAAAACUAUUGCCGUUUGUUUUCAAACCGUGUGAGCUGGGGUAAUAUACUGUCCAGAUAAAAAUCACUUGUGCUACCAAAGUCCUUGUGGAGACAGUAUACUAUGGAGUACCCCUUAAAUAACCCAAAACCAGUCGAUUGAAUGUCUUAGCCUACUGAUGACACAAAUCUAUUCUCUUUCCCGUUAAAGUACUGUUUACAGGCGGCACAUUGUCCGCUGAUGUCGUUAUUUAUUCAGGCUACCAAUUAGGGUAGGCAGCUUGCUGAACCUGCUUACCGAAAGCCAUCCUGACUGAUAUCAAAACAGAAGUAUUGUUGAUGUUGUUCGACUACGAGUAAGCACAGUCUGGCUCGAUUUCCCCCUUGUCCAAUGUCAAUUUGGCAAGAGUUUUAACGGAAUAUAAAGUACGUGUCGUGGAAGCCUGUGACCUUGGUCCUAUUGUAGUGGCUUCAGCAGCAGUUCUCCACUGACCCUUCAAACGUGCGAUGCCUAUAAUUGUGCUGCCAUUUUGUUAAAUACAUAUGUAGUAGCUAGGUUUCUUUUUUAUCAUGAAAAAUUUCCGCUGAAUUGCCUUCUAUUACAAUUCAGUUUGGCUCCAAUUGCCUCAAAAGUUGCGCCCAGGCGGAAGGUGGUUGAGUUAGGCUGUAAAUACAAAAUCUGAAACGCAUUAAUCAGGGGACUUUACUUGCGUCAGCAGUUAUUCGGGUUAAAUCCAUUGGCCAUGCUGCCGUAAUCUGAAGACCUUCAAAGUGUGCUUGUUGCGUCGAGCCUGAGUUUUAGCCAACAGGCCUCGCACCGGUGCCCCUUGUAUCUGGGAUUUUGUCUUAUAGACUGUUGACGUAUUUCGGUUUCUUAUAGCCCGAAAUAAGCGCUAUUCAGGCGUUGUACUUUUCCUUAGUGUGCCUUUUGCGACUGAGUUCGUCGAUUCUUCUCUUUUAAUGUUUUCCAUCAUUUACACUGACUUUAAUACCGUCUUCGUCGUCGAUAUUGCAUGCAAGCCGACAAUGACUUAUUGUUAUAAUGCUUCUCUUAUUUUAUCCAAUGCAUAUUUGACUCUCCCCUCGCACUCAGUAGCCCUCUGGUCUCACCUGCAGGUCGCGGACGUUCGCACACACGCACUGGAAGAUCGUAUGGAGUCAUUCUUCUUGGCCGAGACGACUAAAUACCUCUACCUCCUCUUCGACACAGAUAACUUCUUACACACCCUCCCCUCAGAGGAGCGCGAUCAAAGCUUGCAUUCAGUCUCUCCGUCACCUGCCUGGGCGUCAUCUGAGCAGCAGUGUGAGCCGGAAAGCGGCGGCUACAUUUUCAACACUGAGGCACACCCGCUUGACAGUGGCCUCAUUCACUGUUGUUCUAUACAACGCGUCCAGUCAUUGGAUGCCACUGCCCACCUCACUGCGCAGCUGCCUGAGCUAGAUCUAAAUCUGACUACUCUUGGUGACGCAGGUGUUGUUGAUGACCGGGACGACAAUUUUCCGGACAACCCGGAUGGCAGGGAGGAACCACUGCCUGGACCGGCCGCUGGUCGAAAAGUGCUUGAGGCUAAAUUAGUGGAAGAAGUGGAUAAAACAUUUGUCAAACUCCUUACUCCUGGGCUGAAGUGGGACGGCUCCUCUUUUGCAGUUCCUCGCGGGGAAUAUCGCUCUGUGAAUACCAUGGCCGUGGAGGUUGGCAGCGAUGAGUGGUUGACCUCCCUCUGGCAGGACCUGUCUGGACUUUUGAUGCUUUUGCCGUCGGAAGAAAAGUACCCACCUGGCUACGUCCCAGCCCUGAUGCGGCGCUCACCGCCUCUCAUGACCUGCCCCAACAUUCCUUUUUCUGUGCACCUGAAGUCUUUCCAGGAUUUAGAUACACUUGAUUUGCGUUGA